Danio rerio (zebrafish) is the source of this 3993-nucleotide messenger RNA. RefSeq names its product zgc:66433. The record is from RefSeq and is marked validated. Lineage: Eukaryota; Metazoa; Chordata; Actinopteri; Cypriniformes; Danionidae.
AGUCCUGAGAGACAGGCAGCAGGAGCACACAUGAGGGAUACACACUCUCUCAAGCCUCUUCUUUUAUGAACGCUCCAUGUAAAGAUAUGAGGAAAGAGAUGUUGUUAAUUUGACAAACCUGGUGUAAAGCUUCACUUUUGGACAAAUACACAAGGAUGCACUGAACUUUUGAUACUAUGGCUCGAUUUUACAGCUGCUUUGGGAAUAAAAAGUAAGACUGUCAUAACGGAACCCUGGAAGUUAAGACAUGAAGCGUCGGACGUCAUCACAGAACCCUGGCAUUGGAGGCAGUCCAAGUGAUUGUGACAUCAUGGCCUCAGGAUCUCCAGAUGUCACAGCCGCUAAUGAACCAUCAGAAGCCACAGAAGAGUGUUCAGGGAAGAAGAAGUCCAAAUUUCAGACGUUCAAGAAUUUUUUCGUGAAGAAAAAGAGGAAGGAAAGUCUGUCUCCGUCGAGUGAGAGUGGAUUGAAGGCCAGUCAAUCUAGUGAUGACGUUAACACUUCAGAGCCAAGUAUCAGCCAUGCUAAAAGCGACAAUGACCCAGGCUCCAAGAUCAACUUGGGAAACAAAGCCAUGUCACAUGACAGUGUCUUCGUCUCUGAUUCGCCGUCUUCAGAGAAUAACGAAGGUCUGGGCACAUCACAGGACAGCUUACAUGGAAAAGUGAAAUCCUUACAGCUGCAGCUGAAGCAAGCCAUUCGUCUGGGUUCUCCACCGGCACUGCUCUGUGGGAGGAAAGCGGAGGACACUGGGGCUUUUUCUGAAGAUGAUGGUCUUCCCUGCAGCCCGCCAGACUACUCCAGCCUCCACACUGUACUGGCUACACCUCUUCACACGUCGGUGGAUUUGACCCAGAGUUCCCUGAGCAUGGAGGCAUCAGACAGUGAAGAUGAUCAGAUGUCUUAUGAUGCAUCUUCAAGACCCUCGACCCCUCAAGUAUCUGUCCCGGUGGACUUCAGUCUUCCUGCCAGCUCUGUGUCCUGCUUAAACAGUUCAGCUGCCCGUCACCGCAUCGCCGUCAAAGCUAACGCUCGUGCCAAGAGAAAGCCUGCCAGCAGGCAAAUGCUGGACAAGGGAAGAGACCUGAGGGAAAAACUACUGCUCAGAGACACAGAGGACAAACUGCGGAUGGUUACAAGUAUUGGAGAACAUGAAUGUGAAGACAAUGAAUCCUUUGCUUCUGAACACGAGGAUGAGGAAAUGACUGACUCCGGGCAGAUUCAGAAAACCUCUCCUAAAUCCUCCAUCUCAGCUGGAGACGACUCUGAAGGAGAGGAAUGUGAUCACGUCCCCGAAUCCGAGGUCCCACAAUCCUCUUGGGAGAUUCCUGUAACACUUGAGCUGCAAGCUCAUGAUGAUGCUGAUGACUUCCUGUUGGACACAGGAUGUGAGGUCGUUCCUGAAGAGCAGGGGUCACUGCUGGAGGAAGUGCUGAGCUCCCUGAAGAGCCCUCUUGCGUCAGGACUCACACUAGAGCAUGAGAACGUCAGUCUUCAGAGUGAGGUCGAAGACGCAAAUAGCAAGAGCAUUGUUGCUCAGCUUGAAGAUGAAGACAGCAAAGAUCUCCUCAAUCCCUCAGAGCCAGCAGUGGCCAUGAAUGAACAAGCUCCACCACCCGACUCGCUCUCUGAAUCAUCUGUAGAUUCUGGAGAAAUCUCAGAGGAGACCACAGAGGAGGAGGAGCUGCUGGAGUUCAUCGGUGAAGAGUCUGUAGAACCAAGUCAUUCACAAGUGCCUGAAGAACAUGAGGAGAAACGAGUACACAAUGCUGAGAGUGCCAGAGAAGAUGAAGAGCUUUUAGAAUCGCCAGUCGCUUUUAUAGACAAUGUGAAAGAAAGUGAUGUUACUGAAGAUGAAGCUGAAUUGGAAAUCCAAGAUGGUGGAGAUGAUGGAGAGCGUGGCGAUGAUGGAGAUAGUGGAAAUGAUGGCGAUAGUGGAAAUGAUGGAGAUAGUGGAAAUGGUGGAGAUGAUGGAGAUGAUAAAUUGACGGAGGUUGAACCUGAGAAAAGCGAAGACUCUACAAAUGAUGUUGAACCUCAAGAAGAUAAACCAAGUUCUCCAGAGCCUGAAAACCAUGAAGCGUCAGAUGAUGAAAGAGACUUAGUGGUGCUCAAAGUGGAGAACGUGCAUGAACCUGAUCACACAGAGAGAGAUGAUGUCUGGAGGUCAACAGAAACCAGUGAUGAGCCUGAAGCCUCUAAGUCUUCAGCUGUUGAGAUCCUUGUGUCUCCUCAGCAGGAAAGUCCAAUUCUCCGGUGUCAGUUUUCCAAGUCAUCAAUGUCUUCUCUUGAGAAGGAAGAGGAUCCUCUGCCCAUUAGGCUGGAAGAGUCUGGUGAGCCUCAGGAAGCGUCUUCAGAAGAAGCCAAGGUUGUUGUUUCUGAGCAGCAAGUCCCUGAGUUGCCUGUGAGCAUUGCUGAGGUUCGUCCACGGUUCACCAUUGCUCCUGCAUGGCAGAGGUCACUGGCCUCACCAGAGUCACAGACUGAAGAUACUAAUGUUUUGUCUCCACAAACAACUCAAGUCAUCGUUCCCAUCCUUGAAGAGCGACCCAAACCAGCCCGCACUCAGAGUUCUCCAACACUGCCGGUCCAGAAAGAGGCUGUUCAUGUGGAAGAAGAGAAGAACCCGGAGAACCCAUUCGGGGUGCGGUUGAGAAAGACUCCAGUUUUGCACCGUUAUGGUUUGGAUGGAGAAGCAUCUUGGAGCGGCACUCAGACUGCAGAGUCUGUAGGGCCGCAAGAGACACCAGAUCAAGAGCAGAACGACAGGAAGCCCAUCCUACUGAAAAAACCCGAACUCAUGUUUGAUCCAGGGAUGUCAGCAAGGAAAGUGCCAGAGACAGUGGGCAGAAUGUCAGUUGGUAGUUCAGAGUCUCCUAGCUGGAUCUCUGUGGCUCGACAGAAACAGAGGAACUUCAUAGAGAGCUCGUCACCAGAAAACUCUCCAGAGAAACUACCAGCACAAGUUCAGGGAGACGUUAAAAGACAGGAUUCAUCGCCCAGUUUAUCAGCUCCAGUCGUCAAAGAGCAGCUCACACAGCCGUGUUCACCUUUACAAGUGUUCUGCUCUCUUGAGCUCUCCAACACAUCCAUGGUGGAGAAGGAAAGUAAGAGGAUCAGUAGCCCGUCCACUGCACCUCUGGCCCAGGACGAGCCGCCCUGGCUGGCCCUCGCUAAGAAGAAAGCCAAAGCAUGGAGUGAGAUGCCACAGAUCGUCCAAUAAAAGGCCAGCUAGCAUAUGGACUUCUUCUCAAUAUUUACAUAAACAAUAGACAUAAGCAGUAACAUGACACACAGCCUAAUUGCACUUGAAGGGGUAGUUCACCUGAAACUAAAAAUCGUUUGCUCACCCUUUACUUGUUUCAAACCUUUAUGAGUUUCUUCUGUUAAACACAAAAAAGAGUAUUUUGAAAAAUGAUGAGUUUCAUAUGUUUUCCUACUAUUGGAUAGAAGUUUUCAAUAAAAUAACUUCUUGUGUGUUGAACAGAAGAAAAAACCUAUAAUGGUUUGAAAGCAUUUGAGGAUGAGUAAAUAGUGUGUCAAUAGUAUUUUUGGGUGAACUAUUUCUUAGAGCCGUCUGGUGUCACUUGUGUGUUUUUUUACGACAUCACAAAGGAUACAUCAUAUUUGUGUAAUGAUUUGGUUUGCAGCAAAACACAUUUUCAUUUCGUAAAGGAGAGGGUUUGAAAUGCUUUGAUAUGAGGACGGUCGAAGUGAAUGAUUUUUGCAAUCGAACAAGAAACCGAUGAGCCGCCAUCAAAGCUGUGUUUUUAUUUACGACCAUGAGAGGAAAACCUUCACUGCUCUUUACUAAGUUACUCUGCUAUGUUAUAUUAUAGUCUUUCCAGUAACACAGUUAUCCUGAACGCAGCCGAAGGUGUCUUUGUAUUUAUUUAUCUCACUCUUGUAUGUUUUAUGUAUUUUUGUAUUUACAUGCACAGUUUUGUGACUUGUACAUAAAAAUGUGAAGUACAAUAAAAAUCAGAUCAUAAA